Messenger RNA from Macrobrachium nipponense, 519 nucleotides. RefSeq lists its product as uncharacterized. The transcript has a single exon. The record is from RefSeq and is a predicted model, not a curated record. Bases 1 to 519 code for a protein of 172 amino acids. NCBI's taxonomy places the organism in Eukaryota, Metazoa, Arthropoda, Malacostraca, Decapoda, Palaemonidae.
AUGAUAAGGGAAGGAAGUGAUCAGAAUGAGUGGAGGUAUGUUAACUCUGAAUGGAACCCGGCAGACGAUGCAUCACGCUCCAAGCAGUCUGAAAGGUGGAGAACAGGGCCAGGUUUUUUGCUGAAGGAGGAGUGUUUUUGGCCAGCAGAGCCAGCCCACAUGUCCAACAGUGUGGAAGGACUAGAAGUUAGGCGUGAGAUAGGUCCCAAAAGGGCGCAAGUCUGCCAAACAAUUAGCUUCAGGGUUGGGUUGGAUUGUAGGCAGACAGGGUGGCAUAAAAUCAUCCACCACUACUCAAAGUGGAUCCGGCUACUCAGAGCCGUAGGUUGGGUCAUAUUGUUUACCAGGUAUUUAAUGUGCAAACAUAGGCAGCAGCUUAGCGAACUAAACAUGCAUUUGUCUACACAAGUUAUGAGCUUGGCAGAGACUGUGGUUGUGCAGGUAGCACAGCGAAUGACUUAUGAGGUAGAAAUAGCAAGUCUUGAGAAGGGCAGCACCAUCAGGGUUCCAGCUCCUUAA